Molecule: messenger RNA, 8350 nt
Organism: Pristis pectinata (smalltooth sawfish)
Lineage: Eukaryota; Metazoa; Chordata; Chondrichthyes; Rhinopristiformes; Pristidae
Product: xanthine dehydrogenase/oxidase-like
Exons: 37
Coding region: 23-4054 (1343 amino acids)
Molecular function (GO): 2 iron, 2 sulfur cluster binding; FAD binding; iron ion binding
Source: RefSeq, a predicted model, not a curated record
UUUCCUCUCACAUCUCCAAUCCAUGCUGAUUGCCCAGAAAAUGAGCCAUGAUAUGGAGAACUCCAUGAUGCCGGAAAGUGAUGAGUUGGUUUUCUUUGUCAAUGGACGCAAGGUUGUGGAGAGAAAUGUGGACCCUGAACUGAACCUGAUAACCUACCUGAGGAGGAAAUUGGGUCUGACCGGAACAAAGCUCGGCUGUGGGGAAGGAGGAUGUGGUUCGUGCACUGUGAUGAUCUCCAAGUACAGCCCGCUCCAGGGGAAGAUUGUACACAUGGCCGUGAACGCGUGCCUGGCGCCACUUUGCUCCCUCCACCACACGGCCGUGACCACGGUGGAGGGGAUCGGGAGUACUGGCACCCAGCUUCAUCCGGUCCAGGAGCGUAUUGCAAAGGCCCAUGGCUCCCAGUGUGGAUUCUGCACCCCUGGAUUUGUCAUGUCUGUGUACACUUUAUUACGGAACAAUCUGAACCCCACAAUGGAGGAGAUCGAAGACACUCUUCAAGGAAACUUGUGUCGCUGCACAGGAUACAGACCCAUCCUCGAGGGCUACCGCACCUUUACCCAGUCAUCGAGUUGCUGCGGUGGAGCUGGUGACGGCAGGAACUGCUGCAAGGUACAGCCUAACAAGAAAUCGCCCAAACUCUUCGAAUCAUCGGAGUUUAAGCCUCUGGAUCCCACUCAGGAACCCAUCUUCCCUCCUGAACUGGCACUUAGUGAAUCUCCUCGGAGAACGCUGGUCUUCAGAGGGGAGCGAGUCACCUGGAUUCAACCUACAACCCUGAGCGAGCUGCUGGCUCUGAAGGCUAAACACCCUGAGGCCAGGCUGGUGGUUGGCAACACGGAAGUGGGCAUUGAAAUGAAAUUCAAGAACAUGUUGUACCCGGUGAUUCUGGCUCCAACUCGUAUUCCAGAACUGAAUUCCACCCAACGCACAGAAACAGGGAUAUUGUUUGGGGCAGCAUGCACACUGACCUACAUCGGAAGCAUGCUGAAGGAAGCUGUGGACGAGCUCCCUGGCUACAGGACGGAGGUUUUCAGGGCCGUUUUGGAGCAGCUGCGCUGGUUUGCAGGGCAGCAGAUCCGGAACGUUGCGGCUGUCGGAGGGAACAUCAUGACCGCCAGCCCUAUCUCAGACCUCAACCCCCUGUUUGUGGCCUCUGGCUGUCUACUCACCUUGGCCUCCCAAGGGAGUACCCGGGUUGUGCGGAUGGACGUAGAUUUUUUUACCGGCUACAGGAAGACCAUGUUAAGCCCGCAGGAGGUCCUGGUCUCUGUGGAGAUCCCCUACACGAGGAAGGGAGAGUACUUUUCAACAUUCAAACAAGCCCAGCGGCGUGAGGAUGACAUUGCCAUAGUGAACUGUGGGAUGCGAGUUGCCUUCAGGGAGGGAACCAGUGUUGUGGAAGAGUUGGAGCUGAGCUACGGAGGCAUGGGGCCAACCACUGUGUCUGCAAAGAAGACGUGUCAGGAGCUUCUUGGGAAACAGUGGAACAAAGAGCUCCUCCAGCGCGCCUGCUCACUGCUUGCAUCCGAGCUCACCCUUUCACCCUCUGCUCCCGGUGGGAUGGUGCAAUUCCGACGUACCCUGAGCCUCAGCUUCUUCUUCAAGUUCUACCUCAGCGUCCUCCAGAAACUGGGACAAGACUUCAAGGGGGAUUUUCAAGUGGAAUCCAUCCCACCAGAACAGAUCAGUGCCACUGAGUUAUUCCACAAGGACCCGACAUCAUCUGUGCAGCUGUUUCAGGGAGCUCCUCCUGACCAGGUCCCCACGGACGUGGUUGGCCAUCCACUGCCGCAUCUGUCGAGCCUCAAACAGGCCACGGGGGAGGCCAUUUACUGCGAUGACCUGCCGCGGUUUGAGAAGGAGUUGUACCUGGCUUUAGUGACCAGCACGGAAGCUCACGCCCAGAUCAGUUCAAUUGACACUAGCCAGGCCCUGAAGGUUCCUGGAGUCACCUGUUUCCUCACGGCCAAGGACAUCCCAGGAAGCAAUGUGACCGGACAUAUAGCAAUGGAUGAGACCGUGUUCGCUGAUGAUGUGGUCACUUGUGUCGGACACAUUAUCGGGGCAGUUGUUGCUGACACAGAGGCUCAUGCCCAGAUCGCUGCAAAGGCAGUGAAGGUCACUUACAAAAAGCUAAAGCCCAUUAUCACCAUUCAGGAAGCUAUCAGUCACCGAUCCUUCCACAUUCCACCGCUCAAACUUGAGAAUGGAAACAUCGAACAAGGAUUUGGACAAGCUGAUGACAUCGUUGAGGGGGAAAUACACAUUGGAGGCCAGGAGCACUUCUACCUGGAGACACACUGCACGGUGGCUGUGCCCAGAGGUGAAGACGGUGAAAUGGAAGUCUUUUCAUCAACACAGAGCCCUUCAGAAACACAGGUCAUUGUUGCCAAGGUCCUUGGUGUCCCCGCCAACAAGAUCGUGUGUCGGGUGAAGCGGCUCGGAGGGGGCUUUGGUGGGAAGGAGUCACGCUCCACGAUCCUGUCGACUGUGGUGGCAGUUGCCGCUUAUAAGACAAAACGUCCCGUUCGAUGUGCACUCAGUCGUGAUGUGGACAUGUUAGUGAGCGGGGGAAGGAAUCCUUUUCUGGGACGCUACAAGGUUGGGUACCAGAAGAGUGGGAAAAUCGUGGCCGUGGAUCUCACACUUUACUGUAACGCAGGAAAUACCCUGGACCUUUCGUCUUCUAUCUUGGAGCGGGCAAUGUUCCACAUGGGGAACAGUUAUAAAAUCCCCAACAUUCGAGGGAUUGGCUACCCCUGCAAAACGAACCUGCCUUCCAACACAGCGUUCCGCGGAUUCGGGGGGCCUCAGGGAAUGCUGAUCGCUGAGACUUGGAUGGACGCUGUAAUCCAGAAGAGCGGACUACCUGCAGACCAAGUGCGGAAGUUGAACUUGUACCAAGAGGGAGACAUCACCUACUUCAGCCAAAAGAUGGAAGACGUGAAUAUUGUGAAAUGUUGGGAUGAAUGCAUGGAGAGCUCGUCCUAUCACAGCAGAAGAAAGGCAGUGGAUGAAUUUAACAGGCAGUAUCGCUGGAAGAAGAGAGGGCUGGCGAUUAUUCCAACCAUGUUCGGAGCAAGCUUCACUGCCACAUUCUUGAACCAGGCGGGAGCCUUGGUUCACAUUUACACUGAUGGCUCAGUGCUCCUGACUCACGGUGGGACUGAAAUGGGUCAAGGGCUCCACACCAAGAUGGUGCAGGUUGCCAGUAGAGCGCUGGGAAUUCCAGUUUCCCGGAUUCACAUCAGUGAAACAAGCACCGCCACCGUCCCGAACACAAGUCCAACAGCAGCCUCAGUCAGCUCUGAUUUGAAUGGAAUGGCAAUUAAGAAUGCGUGUCAAACUCUUCUGGAAAGGUUGGAACCAUUCAAGGCUGCCAAUCCAACAGGAGCCUGGGAGCAAUGGGUCUUCGCCGCUUACAUGGAAAGAGUGAGUCUGUCAGCAGCAGGAUUUUACAGGACUCCUGAUCUGAACUACAACUGGAAUGAAAACAAAGGAAGAGCUUACAGUUACUUUAGUUAUGGUGUGGCUUGUUCUGAGGUUGAAGUCGACUGUCUCACUGGGGAUCACAAGAACCUCCGCACUGACAUCGUCAUGGAUGUCGGCCUGAGCUUGAAUCCGGCAUUGGACAUCGGGCAGGUGGAAGGAGCCUUUGCACAGGGCCUCGGCCUCUUCACUUUGGAGGAGUUGCGUUAUUCACCGGACGGAGUCCUGUACACUCGGGGUCCGGGCACCUACAAGAUCCCAGCGGCCGGCGACAUUCCAGCCAAGUUCAACGUAUCCCUCCUUCGGGAAGCUCCAAACAAGAAAGCUAUUUACUCUUCCAAGGCUGUCGGAGAACCCCCUCUAUUCCUUGCAGCCUCCAUAUUCUUUGCCAUCAAGGAUGCCAUUGUCGCUGCCAGGGCAGCGUCUGGAGUGAUGGAACCUUUCCGUCUGGACAGCCCAGCAACGCCAGACAGGAUACGAGUUGCCUGCGUGGACGCCCUGACCGAGAUGUGCCCUCCUGCGGAACCGGGAACCUUUACUCCUUGGAACGUUGAAGUAUAGCCAGAGCGCAGAAGGUGACUGAUUCUAAUAAGCUCAUAAGGGAACAUUUGAUCAUUAUUUCGCCGUCCAACCUUCAUUGACACUCAGCAAACAGAGGCUCAUCUUCCUAUGAUCACCCUCAACCCUCAGCACAAGAAAGCAUGUCCUUUCCAAAAGAAAGACGGAAGAUAUCCUGGAAAUAAUCCGCAGGUUAGGUUGCCUCUGUGGAGAGGGAAACGGAAUGAAUGUUUCAGGUCGAUACAAACCUACAAAGUAGGAGGAGCUGUCGGCCACCCAGACUCUCAAGGAUGCUCCACCAUUCAAUGACAUCACGAAGGAUCUGAUUAUAACUGCAACCCACAAAGGAUGUCGCUAGGACUGGAGGGAUUGAGUUAUAAGGAGAGGCUGGUUAGACUGGGGCUUUUUUUUCCCUGGAGUGUAGGAGGCUGAGAGGUGACCUUAAAGAGGUAUGUGAGAUCAUGGGGGGCAAAGAUAAGAUGGAUGGUCACUGUCUUUUUCCCAAGGUAGAGGAGUCUAAAACUCUAUAAAUUUAAGGUGAGAGGGGAAAGAUUUAAAAGGGACUUUUUCACACAGAGGGUGGUGGGUACAUGGAACGAGCUUCCAGAGGAAGUGGUAGAGAUGGGUACAAUUACAAUGUUUAAAAGACAUUUGGACAGGUACACAGAUAGGAAAGGUUUAGAGGGAUUUGGGACAAAUGCAGGCAAAUGGGACUCGCUCAGGUAGGCAACUUGGUCAGCAUGGAUGAGUUGGGCCGAAGGGCCUCUUUCCAUGCUGUAUGACUCUCUGACUCUAUGACUCAACACUGCAUUCCUGUCUGGCCACACUGACCCUUCAAACCCUUUGUUAUUAUCUAUCUACCUCUGCCUUAAAAAUGUUCAAAGAUUCCGCUUCCACUGCCCGAUGAGGAAGAGACUUCCGAAGGUUCAAGGCCACCUGAGAGAAAAGAAACAUUCACCUUAUCUCUGCCGUCAGAAGUGGGAGAAGUUAGAAAUGAAACAUGUUUCAGAGACGGAGGGGAAGUGGAGAGUCUGUGACAGACUGGAGACCGAGGGACUCCAGGCAACACAAAUGAUGUUGGUGGUGUCUGAGAGAGGGUGAUGAAUGCUCGUUAAUUAUAGCUUAGCUGUCUGGAGGAGGUGUAAAUAGAGGGCGGUGAAAGAGAAUGGAGGGUAAAACCAUGCUGGAAAAUGGCACAGCUGCUGCUGGAAAUCCAAAAUAAAAGAGAGUGCUGGAAGCACCCAGCUAAUCAGGUAGUAACUGUGGGGACAGAAAAACAUGUUAGGUUGAUAUACUUCAUCAUAAUUGACCCAUUCUGACACAAACUGGAAAGGCUGGUCAUCUGAAAUUGUUGAAUUCGGUAUUGAGUCUCAGGAAGUGCAGUGUGUCCAGACAUAAGAUGAGGUUCUCUUCCUCAAACCUGCACGGUUGCAACGAAGCCCAACAUAAGAGACUAAAGACAGGUCAGAGUGGAAGUGGGAUGGUUCCAGUCACUUUGCACAUUGCCCAUCCCCCCCCCCCCACAUUUCCCUUUUUUACCUCCACCCCUGCAUGGUUUUCUCUCUUUGCCCAGCUGUGAUGAGUGGUCAUCGGACUGAAACGUUGACUGCUUGCCUCUCCACUGACGUUACCUGACCUGCCGAAUGUUUCCAACCUUAGGACAUAGAGCAUAGAACUGUGCAGCUCAGGAAUGACUGUGCCAAAGAUGAUGCCAAACAAAACCACUCCCAUCUGCUUGCACAUGAGCCCUCUCCCCUCUAUUCCCUUCAUGUUUAUGUGUUUAUCUGAAAGUGUCUUAAAUGCCACUAUCAUGUCAGCUUCCACCACCACACCUGGCAGUGUGUUCCAGGUAGGUACCACUCUCUGUGCUAAAAAACUUUGCCUGUACAUCUCCUAUAACCUCUCCUCCUCUCACCUUAAAGCUAUGCCCUCUAGUAUUGUACAUUUCCACCCUGGUAAAGAGACUUUGAAAGAGACCCUAUCUCUGCCUCUCAUAAAUUUAUAAACUUUCAGUCUCCCCUCAGCCUCCAGCGCUCCAGAGAAAACAAUCCAAGUUUGUCUAACCUCUCCUUAUAGCUCAUGCCUUCUAAUCCAAGCAACAUCCUGAUAAACCUCUUCUGCACCCUCUACAAAGCCUCCACAUCCUUCCAGUAAUGGGGCGACCAGAACUGCACGCAAUACUCCAAAGUGCGACCAGCCAAAGUUUCAUACUGCGGCUUCUGUCUUUAUUUCAGAUUGCCAGCACCUGCUGUUUUUUGCUUUUAUUUCACAUCCAAGUUCAUCGAGUCUGUGGAGUCGGACAGCACAGAAACAGGUCCUUCGGCCCAACUGGUCCAUGCUGAUGAAGAUGCCCCAUCCAGGCUAGUCCCAUUUGCCAGCUUUUGGCCCAUAACCUUAAAUUAAAUUUAAAUUUUAUUUACAGCGUGGUAACAGGCCCUUUCGGCCCAACGAGUCCGUGCCGCCCAUUUUAAACCCCCAAAUUAACCUACCCGUGCGUCUUUCCGAAUGUGGGAGGAAACCCACACAGACACGGGAGAACGGCUUCAAAAGCUUUCUGAUCCAUGUACCUGGACUUGGAACAGCCUUUGAUGAGGAAUUUACCAGGUUGCUGACAGUUGAUUCAAAGUUUAAGAUCAGGAGAAUUUGUCCCAAAACUACUCGCCAAUUUAAUUACAUUCCAAAAAGGAUCCUAGUGUUGGCCAUUGAUGGAAUUGAUCGCCAAGGAAUCUGGCCGUCCAGUUGCAGAGACUCCUUUGUGAUUACUUUUUCUCUCCACACUAUUUCCUCAGGCUCCGUCCUUUUGCCCGCCCAUCUGCUGCUCUUCAGUGGCACUGUCCGAAAACACGUGCCAGCUCAUCACCCCCUCUCUCCGUCUUUCCAUCGGCAGAGGAGUGAACGGGUGGUGCAGCAGUUACCCCUGCUUCCCCACAGCUCCAGUGACCCCAGCUCCAUCUUCACCUCCGCCCCUGUCAGUGUGAAGUCUGCAUGUUCAACGCUAUUACAGUGCCAGUGACAUGGGUUCAAUUCCCGCCACUGUCUGUAAGGAGUUUGUACGUCCUCCCCGUGUGACUGAGUGGGUUUCCUCCGGGUGCUCCGGUUUCCUCCCACAUUCCAAAGACGUACAGGUUAGGAAGUUGCGGGCGCGCUACGUUGGCGCCGGAAGCGUGGCGACACUUCAGGCUGCCAGCAGAACGCUCUACGCAAAAGCUGCAUUUCACUGUGUGUUUUGAUGUACAUGUGACUAAUAAAGAAAUCUUAUCUUACCGCAUGGGUUUCCCCAAGUACUCUGGUUUUCUGAGGACAUGUUCCGACAUUAAUUGGCUACUGGAAAUUUCCCCCUUAGUGUUAGGUAAGAGGCAGGAAAACAGGAGGGGAGUUAAUGGGCAUCUGAGAGGAAUCAAAAAAUAACCUCAAAUUUGCUCACCGUUCAUUGUUAUCACAGCUUCAGGUUUUGCUAUGGAGUCAUAGUGAGCUACAACACGGUCCUGAGCAUCAACCACCCACUUUACACUAAUCCAACAUCAAUCCCAGAAUCCCAUCAACUCCCCCUAGAUUCUACCCCUCGCCUACACACUAGGAGCAAUUUACAGCAGUAUAUUAACCUACUGAACUGCAUGUCAUUGGGAUGAGGGGGGAAACCCACACGAUCACUGGGAGAAUACGCAAACUUCACACAGACACUGCCUGAGGUCAGGAUCGAACUCUGGCUUUUGGCGCUUUGAGGCAGCAGCUCUACCAGCUGUGCCACGUGCCUUUAUGUUGAGGUGAAUAUUCUAAAAAUGAAUUAGAAGAGAAAAGUGACAGGUCCCAAUAGAAAAAAAAGUUUUAUUUUCAAUAAAGAAACCAAGGAUGAAAAUGUGCUUGAUAAGGAUAAGGGGAAAAUGAUAGGGCUAUGAAGUAAGAGCACAGGUGCGAGAUCAUCUUAGAAAUAUGAGAUAAUUUCAGUAAAUCUAAAUGGUCAGAUGUGCUGAUUGAUUCCUUGUGAUAUUCUAAGCUCCUGUUACAUGUGUAAUGAAUCAGAGCUACUGAUGGUCUAUGCUGUCUAAUAAGGUUAAUCACUGAAUGGUAAAUUAUUCCAAUUGCAUAAAAUACAACUCCAAGUAAUCAAAUCUUUGUCAAGUGUGCAAAGAUACCUACAAAUCCUCUUGUUUAAUUUUUAAACAUCUACUGGUGAUAUACAGAUUGUACACUAGGACAUAUUGUAAACAGCAUACAAAGAGUGAUUUUUGUGUCAGUUCAGGCUGAAGCAAUGAAGUAAAUUAUAAUGACAUAAUAAAUAAUUCAAUGAAAAAAAUGCAA